AUGAGAGCCGUCUCACUCUUUCUCGGCCUUGCUGCCGUUGUAGCUGGCAACUCUCUACCAUCUGAAGGCGUCGAGGCCAGACACUCGUCCGGCUACUGGUACGAGAACAUUGAGCACAAUGGAAUCAGUCCUUUUAUCCCCGAUGGCAAGGACUGGACCGUCUUCCGCAACGUCAAGACGCACUUUGGUGCCAAGGGCGACGGCGUGACGGACGACUGGGCUGCUAUCCAAGCGGCCUUUGACUAUGCCAAUGCCACGGAUACUCGCAAUGCCAGCGUUUGGGGCACCACGGGCGCUCCAGCCGUUGUCUAUAUACCCGCCGGCACAUACCGUCUGAGCAAGCCUCUCCAGUCGUACAUUGACACCGUCGUCAUGGGAGAUCCCACCAACCGGCCGGUGCUCCAGGCCUCGCCAGACUUUUCCGACCCGUUCCUCUACCUUGGCUGGGACCCCAGACUGGAUCCUACCAUCAACUUCUACAUUGCCCUGAAGAAUGUCGUUUUGGACUCAACUAAAGUGGCGCCUACCCACAACAUCACGCUCCUCAACUGGGCCGUGAGCCAAGCUGUGCAGCUGACCAACGUGCUGUUCAACAUGCCCAACGGUGGCGUCGCCCACACGGGACUGUCGAUGCCUCAGGGCGGCUCUCCUCUGAUGAUCAACGAUGUUGUGUUCCAAGGUGGAUCUGUUGGCAUUCGCAUGAAUGAGCAGCAGUACCAUUUCAAGGGAAUUACUUUCAAGAACCAGGACAUUGGUCUGAAGCUCGACAAGCUCUUUGAGGGCACCGGCCAGGGCCUGCACUUUGAGUCCUGCAAAGUCGGCAUCGAGACGACCAAUAACAACACUGGAUUCUUUGCUCUUAUCGACUCGACUGCCAAGAACGUUGGCAUUCUGUGGAACGCUGCCGCCUCGCCCACAGCUCAAGGCUCUAUUGUGCUUGAGAAUGUCCAAGUUGACAGCACUACCGUCACCGCCGGAGGAAAGAAUGUCCUCAGGGGCUCCGUCAAGCCGGGCCAGUCCUGGAUUUGGGGCAACGUCUAUGAAUCUUCCGGCCAGCGCGCGCAGGGCAAAUUCUUCCCGGCAACUCGCCCUGCAGCGCUUGUUGAUUUCACUGGAGCCUACCACGUUGCUACUCCGCCGACUUUCCAGGAGUACAGCGUGAACCAGGUCAUCAAUGUGAAGAGUGUUCGCGGCCUGCCCGUUGCGGGUGAUGGCGUUACUGAUGACACCAAGAACCUUCAGAAGAUCAUCAACAGCGCUGCUGGUAGGAGUGUUUUGUACUUCCCUCACGGAACCUAUCUUGUUAGCGACACCCUUGUGAUUCCUCCUGGAAGCCGACUCCACGGAGAGGUUUGGUCUGAGAUCAGCGCUACUGGGUCCAAGUUCAAAAACGCCAAUCACCCCGUGCCAAUGGUCCAGGUCGGAUAUCCUGGCCAGGUUGGCGUCGCGCAAUUUGUCGACAUGCUCUUCACCGUUGCCGACAUCCUCCCCGGCUGCAAGCUCGUCGAGGUCAAUAUGGCCGGCCUCAAGGCUGGAGACGUGGGUUUCUUCAACUCCCACUUCCGCCUGGGAGGUGCUCGAGGCUCCAAGGUCCAGACCAACUGCGACGAUCCCGCAACUUGCAAGGCUGCGCGAGUUUGCGCCCAUCUCACGGCUCUGUCUUCCUCGUACUGGGAGAACAGCUGGUGUUGGAGUGCUGAUCACGAUCUUGAUGAUGACAACGGUGCUAACCCUUCCACUGCCGGUGGUUUCUUGGUGGAAUCCAUUCGAUCGACCUGGAUGCUGGGUAUCGGCAGCGAGCACAACUCCCUGUACCAAAUCAACAUCCACAAGGCGCAGAACGUCUUCCUGGGCUUCCAGCAGAGCGAGACGCCAUACUGGCAGGGCAACAACUCUGGUCUAUUGACGCCUCUUCCUUGGACCGGCUCUCUGUUGGACAGCGACCCAGACUUUAGCUGGUGCGCAGCCGACGAUGCUCAGUGCCGCAUGGCCAUUUUCCAGUACAUCCACGACUCUAGCAACGUCAAUGUAUACGGCGGCGGCUACUGGGUCUUCUUCAACGGCAUCAACCGCGACGGCUGCUCUGCAGAAUGCCAGCAGAACGCCGUCAUUUACACCGAUAACAAGAAGCUGUUUAGUUACGGUGUGAGCACGCAUAAUGUUAGGACCAUGGUGCUCGAGUCAACCGGAGGAAAGGACGUGGCUGAAGUGACGGAUACCGCAAACGCGGGAGGGUGGCAGAGCCAUGGUGGUGUCAUGGCUGCGUACUUGGGACAGAGCAGCUAUUAA
Trichoderma atroviride IMI 206040 is the source of this 2289-nucleotide messenger RNA. The record is from RefSeq and is a predicted model, not a curated record. Lineage: Eukaryota; Fungi; Ascomycota; Sordariomycetes; Hypocreales; Hypocreaceae.